AUGACAACUACCCAUCCUUUGCUCCCGACUCACAGUGAAAACGGUAUCACCAACUCGUCAACAACAAGGAGCACACAGAAGAGUGGAAACGAAAAUGUGCAGUCCAAACAAUCGAUUCAGACAACAUCAGAUCGAUCACAACGAGAUAUCGGUGACCAAGCAGGUACAGGAGGUUCACAGGAACGGAGAAUACAACUGAACGGUAAACAUCGUGUUGGUUCCUCGGAUGAGACUCAUGAUGGUGCUUGUUCUCAACCAAAGAAUAAACUACCCGAGUUAGCAAAUUGUUUUGAGGUAUGCGGGACGGAAGAAGUACAAUCGCAGCAAAAGCAACAAACAAGUCACAGAUCAAGUAUCAAUGAAGCCAACCUGGCAGAUAAGAGCAUAGUAUCCGGCAGCUACUUAGACGCAUUUCUUGACUCUAAUAAAGCAUCGCGGCGGCCCGCUACGAGGAAUAGAGCUUCCACUCGACCUGACACACAAUCAACGACCAGAAAUCCCCCAUUAACAGGCAGUGCCUUUGAUGAAACACUUGGUUCUGAUGACGCAUUGGGGAAUUUGGCUAUUGCUCAGUCCGUCCCUCCUUCGACAACCCCGCAACUUCAAACCACAACCACAACCACAACCAAUACCAAUACCAAUACCAAUACCAAUACCAAAAGACGUCGCUUGUCAAAAACAGAAUUGAAAGAAAUGGAACUUACGGAGAAUAAGAAGCGUAAAAGGAAGAUGCGUUUACGACCUGAGAAAGAAAAGGAAGUGCAGCACAGUGAACACAAGAGAUUAAAGAAUAGGCAAAUCGAACCCAACAAGAGAGCUCAAACACAAGCAAGACUCGAAGCCAAGCGACAAGAAAAGCUACAGGAAGAGUUGGAAGAUAAAUUGAAGAAGCGGAUAGUGAAACUUGAGAGGUAUUUAGAAAAUGGUCGGCUUUUAAAUCGACUUGAUCGUGAUGCUGUUAAUAAGGAGUUGGCGGACUGGAAGUCAGAAUUAAACAAGUUACCACAAGAACGCAUCUCUUUAGAAAAGUUUAAAGAAAGACUGCGAAGAAAGCUCAGGUGUAACAGCAAGGAUGAACCAAAUUCUGAACACCAAUCGGCAACCGGCGAAAUGGUGGUCUUAGAAGAAGACGAUGACAAUGGUGCGCAACUGCAGAACAUUUUAAUGCGGGAAAAGAAACAUAAAAGGGUAGCUGAACGGGAAGAGCAACGUCAACUCAAAAUGGCCAGGAAGGAAGCGAAGUUUGUUGAAAAGGUUCAAAAGAGGCUCAGCAAAAAUUACGCAAAAGAGGUUACAGACCGACAGAGAAGGAUUGCAGUGCUUGAAAGAGUAUUUUCAAAUUCGAGAACCAAAUACCGACUGGACAUGCCUCAACUAUGGGAAGAAUUAUACACUUUGAAGCAAGAGGAGCAAGAAAGACUCAUUGAGGAAUACGAAAGCGGGGGACUUGGGGAUGCCACGCAACUACUGCUUUUGCCAGUAUUUAGCCCAGUGCAUCAAGAAAUUGUCAAUAGAGACAUUAAAGUUAUGAAAAGGGAGAUUCAGAGCAUUGAACCUAAGGUGCGCAAUCCAAGAGGUUGCCAUGAUUUAACUGCUUUGAACGAAAGACUCGGCAAAUUAAAGGCAGAGUGUGAGAAACUCUUGGGAACCAAUUAUGGUUGUUGGUUUGAAAAUGUUGGGGAAACUAGUGGAAUCGAUUCCAAAGAUAACACAGUGUGUGAAGACCACCUAGUGCUAACAAAGGAUCAACCAUUCCGACUUCCAAAUGAAAACUACAUCAAAUUUUAUAAUCGAGUUGUUGGUGAAACCUUGGACCCAACGAAGUCCAUACCAGAAUUACCAUUAUCGGCACUGAAAGUCUCUUACGACGGAACAUACCCUAAUGAUGCUAAGUACCCUGGUCAGUUUUGGACGGGAGAGCAGAAGGAAUUGUUCUUCACUUUACUUGCGAGGUACUCGAUACAUCAAUUGGAUAUGAUCAGCCUACACAUGGGCAAGUCUGAGUUGGAAAUUAUGACCUAUUACAAUUUGUUGAAACGGGAGUUGAGCAAGUUAAAAAACGGAGCUCGUCGUAGCGGUAAGCCUGGUUUGAAGAAGUGGGAUUACCGGCUAGUGCAGUAUGAAGAGAUCCCUGCUGCCUAUGAGAUGCUGAAGUAUUUCACCAAACUUGAAGACGAACAAAGCUUGUUGAUUGAUGCUGAUGAAAAGGUUCAGCUAGGCUCAGCUCAUGUCGACACGGAUGCUUGUCGGUUACUUAAUAGAAAUCACAUGCGGACAAUGUUUGGCAGGACGUGCGCUGAUGAUACUUGCCAUAUUAUGGAAGAUCUAGUGAAACAAGUGACAACUAAUAUAUUGGUAAACAUAAUCAACGCGAAGACAACAAAGAGUAACAACAAUGACUUGGAGGAUGAAUCUAAGAGGUGUUGCAUUACGAUCCUUCCUAAAAAUGUCAAGUCGGCCUUAACUCGCUUGGGGUACCCAAAUUUAAACGCAAUAUUCAACUGCAACAACCCAUAUGUGAAGAAAGUUUACACAGAGAAGUACGGACAGCACCGUUGGUUCAAUAACCUCAGAGACAUUGUUUCUGUUCCAGCGUUUGCCAAUUUGGUUCCUGCGCCUCAAAAGCCCACAAUUCGUACGAUCCAUAACUUGAACCAGUAUGAUCGUGACCUAACGACUGAUGAGGACACAAUAGAUGAAGAAUUUGAGUCCAAUUUGUUUGAGUUGGAAACCAAGACCAUUGAUGAGCAUGAUUUAUUGGAACUGAGAAUGUAUGAGCAUGCAUUGUUGAUGAUGUUACUUGAUCACGAGACUGAUGUUUCAGCUGGUGACCUCAAAAGGUUGAAGCGAUGGGAAAGGGAAUGUAGCCAAGAGGAGAAAGAAAUGGCUGGAGGAGUCAUGGGCAGUGUUGUCGAUGUGGAUGCCAGUGACGAGAGAAGUGAUGACCAAAUUGGCGAUCAUGCUGAUCUGGCCGAUGCGUUGAAGAUGUACUCACGGGACUUUGCUCGGUAUAAGGGUGUAGAAGAGGAGACAAGAGCAGCGAGAACCGCUAACGAGACCGAUUUUGAGAAGGAGCAACUGCCGGUACUAAGUGAUGGUACAUUGGAAAAUUUCGACGAUGAUAAGGCUAGUAUAGAGGGAGUCUUUGAUGGGUUUUUCGUGAGGCAUUUCUCGUAG
This is a messenger RNA of Lodderomyces theae, 3177 nucleotides long. RefSeq lists its product as uncharacterized. Gene Ontology annotation, biological process: nucleolar large rRNA transcription by RNA polymerase I; transcription initiation at RNA polymerase I promoter. The record is from RefSeq and is a predicted model, not a curated record. Gene Ontology annotation, molecular function: RNA polymerase I general transcription initiation factor activity; rDNA binding. Gene Ontology annotation, cellular component: RNA polymerase I upstream activating factor complex. Bases 1 to 3177 code for a protein of 1058 amino acids. Lineage: Eukaryota; Fungi; Ascomycota; Pichiomycetes; Serinales; Debaryomycetaceae. The transcript has a single exon.